This is a messenger RNA of Polypterus senegalus (gray bichir), 618 nucleotides long. RefSeq names its product E3 ubiquitin/ISG15 ligase TRIM25-like. The transcript has a single exon. Gene Ontology annotation, molecular function: zinc ion binding. The record is from RefSeq and is a predicted model, not a curated record. The annotation marks the transcript as partial. NCBI's taxonomy places the organism in Eukaryota, Metazoa, Chordata, Cladistia, Polypteriformes, Polypteridae.
CUGACUGAUUCUCUCUGCCUGCCUCUCCUCAGACUAACGAUGGCUAAAGCCCAGCUAUUUGUAUCACAGGACGAGUUCACCUGCUCGGUGUGUCUGGACACCCUGACUGACCCCGUCACCAUCCCCUGUGGUCAUAAUUUCUGUCUGAAGUGCCUCACGGACUGCUGGGAUCAGAGCCGAGUGUUUAGCUGUCCUCAGUGCAGGCACAUCUUCAGCACAAGGCCAGAGCUGAACAGAAACACUCUGCUGAAUGGAGUCAUCAAGAAAUUUAAAAGACCAAGACUAAGUCCUCCUCUGUCUCAGAGUUAUGCCAGCUUUGGAGACGUGGAGUGUGACAUCUGUUCUGGGAAGAAGUUCAGAGCAGUGAAGUCCUGUCUCACCUGCCCGGCCUCCUACUGUCAGACUCACCUGCAGCCUCACUAUGAAGGAGACGCCCUGAAGCACCACAAGCUGGUUGAUCCUAAUAGAAAUCUGAAGGAUAAACUCUGUGAGAAACAUCAGAAAAGUCUGGAGAUAUUCUGUAAAACUGAUGAUUCCUGCAUCUGCUUGACGUGUGUGGUGACUGAACAUAAUGGACAUAAAAUGGUCGAGCUGGAGACGGAAAGAGAAGAAAAGCAG